Lycium barbarum (goji berry) is the source of this 1997-nucleotide messenger RNA. RefSeq names its product protein trichome berefringence-like 7. Bases 363 to 1628 code for a protein of 421 amino acids. NCBI's taxonomy places the organism in Eukaryota, Viridiplantae, Streptophyta, Magnoliopsida, Solanales, Solanaceae. The transcript is spliced from 4 exons. The record is from RefSeq and is a predicted model, not a curated record. Gene Ontology annotation, cellular component: Golgi apparatus. Gene Ontology annotation, molecular function: O-acetyltransferase activity.
CCAACCUAUAAAUUUUAGUUAAUGCUAUAUUUACUAACCAACAUAUUGCCACCAAACUUAGUUCAUAGAUCACAUUCAGACAAGCUAAAGUACUUUAAAUUUGAAAAUGACAAACUUACCCUCUGUUUGUUUCCAUAUUUCCCUCUGUUUGUCCUAAUCACCAACUGCAAACUGAAGAAGCUUCAAGAAUCAAGAUCCAUUUAUACUUCUCAUUUCUUUUUGCUAAACUACUUCUCAGCUUUAAUAAUUUUUUUAGCUUCAUGGGGUUUCUCCAAAAUCUUGAUUUUGAGAUAUAGCUUUUUUUUUUUUUCUCUUUUCUUUCUAUAUUUUGGUGUUUCCAUUUCUUAUAUAUGUUCAUAUAGAUGGUGAAUAAGUUAAAGUUCAGUUCUUGUGGCUAUAAAAGGUCAGAUUUGGCUAAAGAUUUGAACUUUGGUAAAAUGAAGCAUUGUCACACUUGGGUUUUUCAUUCUUUCAAUGGGGUCCUUGUGAUUGGAUCCUUAUUAUUGUUGUUGUUUGUUGUGUCAAUAGGGUCUGGUUAUUUCUACAAUGCAAAUUCUUUUCCACAACAAAUUGUUCAUGAAAAUGCAAAUAGGACAAGUAACUUUAGUACUGGUGAAUGCAAUGUUUUUGUUGGAAAUUGGGUGCCUGAUGAAAGUUAUCCUUUGUACAAUGCAUCAGAAUGUCCUUUUGCUGAACAAGGUUUUAGUUGUUUAGCUAAUGGUAGGAAGGAUAAAGAGUAUCUUAAGUGGAGGUGGAAACCUAGGGAUUGUGAAAUUCCAAGGUUUGAUGUUCAUGAAAUCUUGGAAAAGUUAAGGGGAAAAAGGAUUGUGUUUGUUGGUGAUUCAUUAAGUAGAACUCAAUGGGAAUCUAUGAUAUGUAUAUUGAUGACUGGUGUUGAGGAUAAAAAGAGUGUAUAUGAAAUCAAAAGAAGAAAGAUCACUAGACAGAUAAGGCAUUUACAAGUUCGAUUUAGCUCGUUUGAUUUUACAGUUGAGUUUUAUAGAUCAAUUUUCCUAGUACAGCCUGGCGCGCCACCAAAACGUUCACCAAAGAGGAUCAAGAAAGCACUAAUGCUUGAUAAGUUGGAUGAUAUAAACAAAGAAUGGAUUCAAUCUGAUAUACUAAUCUUUAAUACCGGACAUUGGUGGAAUCCCACUAAGCUUUUUGAACUGGGCUGGUACUUCCAGACUGAUGGAAAGAUGAAACUCGGGAUGACAAUAAAUGGUGCAUUCAAGAAAGCCUUAGCUACUUGGAAAUCUUGGAUUGAAAAGAAGGUCAACACUAAUAGGACACGUGUAUUCUUUCGGACUUUUGAAGCUACUCAUUGGAGUAUUGGAUCCCGUGAGAAAUGUGACGUGACACGACAGCCCUGGUCAGAAACCAACGGCAAGGAUGAGAGCGCGUUUUCAGACAUGAUUAUUGAUACUGUGACUAAUGUAUCCAAACCCGUGACAUUGCUGCAUGUCACUCCGAUGGGGGCAUACCGGAGCGAUGCACAUGUUGGUACUUGGAGUGAUAAUCCAUUAGUGCCAGAUUGUAGUCAUUACUGCUUACCUGGUGUGCCUGAUAUGUGGAACGAACUGCUUUUCGCCUUUCUAUUUUCGGAUCAGCAAUAUCAGAUUCAUUAGUAUCCUGAAUAUGCAAGUUUUAUUCAACAGCUUGUUUGACCUUUAACACAAAGUCAUGGUCAUUCUUCGUCUAGGACUUUGCAAGGAUUGCUGUUACAAAUUUUCCUUUUUUAUGUAGUUGUCUAUGUGAAUAGUUAUGAUUCAUAUAGCCGAUCUCAAAUGUGCUUGAGAUUGAGGAAUAGUAGUAUUAGUUGUUGUUUAGUGUGUCUGGUUCCAGAGAGCUUGUACUUAUGCAAUUUAUUAGGAAUACGAAAGCUGAUUUAGAGGAAAUUAAUGUCAAAGUGAUGUGUUCAACUGAACAAUUUGAUCUGUCAAAUGAGGCAUCUGGUUAACAGUAUCUUAGUUUGCUUCUAAUUUCUCGUGACAUAA